AUGGAUUUUUCAUCAGACAGAUUAGAACAUAGUAUAAUAAUCAGUGCUUUAUACAGUGUAGGAAGAACACUUAGUUAUGUAGCUAAGAGCAGUUUAAAUCCAGCAAUUGCAUUUGGGUAGAUGAUAUAUAUAAUAAAUACUUUAGUUUAGUAUUCUUUGAAUGUUGUAAAGAUGGACAUUGGGGAAGAUUUUGGAAUUUAUGGAUUUAUUCUAUUUUACCAUUUGUUGGAGCAUUCUUUUCUUAUGCAAUUAUUAAAGUGAUUUAUAGAGAUUGUUAUGAAAAAUAAAUAUAAGCUGGUUUAAGAGAAUGA
Molecule: messenger RNA, 311 nt
Organism: Paramecium primaurelia
Lineage: Eukaryota; Ciliophora; Oligohymenophorea; Peniculida; Parameciidae
Source: the annotation of a GenBank genome assembly